Bursaphelenchus okinawaensis is the source of this 651-nucleotide messenger RNA. Lineage: Eukaryota; Metazoa; Nematoda; Chromadorea; Rhabditida; Aphelenchoididae. The record is from the annotation of a GenBank genome assembly.
AUGUUCUUGCUCAUUUUUGGGAUUGGGAUAAGCUGGUACGACAUACAAUUAUAUGGGUCAGGGUUAUACCUGGCAUUAGUGUCCAUCGUCACCGUUGUCAUCGUGCUAGCCUUCUGUUUGGUUGGAACUGACGAGCAGACUCAACCGACUGUGGCCAAGCAAAUGUGGUCCAAAUCGCAACAGACCAUCAGACGCUACACCACGGUGAGAAGAAGCAGAGGUAAUCAAGUGAAUCUGGAGAUGGCCAAGCCGUCCGAAGAGAAGGAGGAGAGUGAGACACUGUGCAAUAAUAGGAUUGUUGUCAAAGUAAGUAUUUUCGUGAGACAAAGCUUUAUCGAAUUUUUGACAAGAUUGUUCUGUACUAUUACAAUGCAAAUGUCAACUUACGUAAUAAAAAUGUGAGACUAGAGUAACAUCACUAUGCUUCAGAUAUCUCACCCGCCUCCAAAGAAACAGCAGUCAGUCAGAUUCAAUGACAUAGAUGACCAAAUAAACAGUUCAGCCACCGUAACGGCCUCGACCAGUGAGCCUAGCGGAAUCAUGGAAGCAGCUGCCAAACUCAAAAUCGAUUCAGAAGCGGGAAAUUCAAACGAAUGCACUAACGAAGACUCCGGGAUCACAGGAAGUGAAAACAAUGUUGUAUACCUCUAA